Babjeviella inositovora NRRL Y-12698 is the source of this 512-nucleotide messenger RNA. RefSeq lists its product as uncharacterized. The transcript has a single exon. Bases 106 to 441 code for a protein of 111 amino acids. The record is from RefSeq and is a predicted model, not a curated record. NCBI's taxonomy places the organism in Eukaryota, Fungi, Ascomycota, Pichiomycetes, Serinales.
UUAGCUUGGGUAGAGAUACUGGUUCGGUCUGUGGAUACUACAGGUGCCGUAUACUGGUCAGGAAACCACAAUUUGGCCGCGUGAGAGCCUUUCCAAAAUAAUGCCAUGUUUAACACUAGAUUUUUAGGGUUCUCAUCCUCGCAGGAGCCGUGUUUACGGACAGUAUUCCUUUCCUUUUUGGUUCGGAAAAUGUUCCAGCCGAUGCCAUUGACGCGCAGAGAAUUUUCGGGGCGCACGGGCCACCCCUCAGCCCUCAGCGAUCACUACUUCGCCCGCUGUUGUUUUGGUUAUGAAGAAAAAUAUACUAGAAACUUUUGGUCACCAAUACUCUAUUACUUUCAAGGACGAUCGGAUGAGUGUGCACGAGCUAAUGGUUGGCAACUUACCCCACCCAUUUAUCUAUGCCACUUCACGAAAAAACCACUCCUUUGCAUGACCUAAACCAUGGGCUUGUCCCCACCGUGUAAAAACGUAAAGGUGAACCAUAUCAGGAUGAGCCUGGACAUAUGGCA